CUGAAGGUAAACAAUCAAUCAUGGAAAUGCUCACACCUCAUUUAGUUCACCUGGAGCUGCUCUGACAUUCAUAACGAGCCCCCUGUGAAAACUCCCUUAAGUUUCUUUACUCAGAGUCAAGCAGCUCAGAAGCGUUUAGCCUCCGUAAAAGUCAAACAUGCCCACCAAAAACUGUGUCGACGAGCGGCUCUCCAAAUAUAAAAAUAGGGGCAAAGAUCUUGCAAAAUCUAGAGAAAAGCGGAUCUCUGAGUGCGUGGAGCUGCGCAAAGCUCAGAAGGACGAGAAUUUCCUCAAGAGGCGAAACAUAACGCUGUCGUCUCUCCCCGACGAGGAGGCCCUUUCUCCUGUAAACGAUGAGAAGGUGACUUUAAGGCUUGAGGACAUUAUUGGAGACAUAAGCAGCGAGUGCAGAGAGUUCCAAACACGGGGCUGUCAGGCAGCCAGGAAGCUGCUUUCUACUGGGCGUGAUCCUCCCAUGAAAGAGAUUAUAGAUGCAGGCCUGCUGUCCCGUUUUGUGUCCUUCCUGUCCAUGGAUCAUGAGCCAGCUCUGCAGUUUGAAGCCGCCUGGGCCCUCACGAACAUCGCCUCUGGGACAUCUUGGCACACACAGCAGGUGGUGGAACAUGGGGCUGUGCCAGCUUUCAUCAACUUGCUGGCUUCACCAAUGUUACACAUCAGUGAACAGGCUGUCUGGGCUCUUGGAAACAUUGCAGGUGACGGAGCAGCCUAUCGCGAUGUCCUGAUAGAGUGCAACGUCAUCCCAGCCUUGCUUGCUCGCAUCUCCCCAGACACACCAGUUGGAUAUCUGCGUAACCUAACAUGGACUCUGUCUAACCUUUGUCGAAACAAGAACCCGUGUCCACCCCUGUCUGCUGUCCAGCAAAUGCUACCUUCUCUGAUCCAGUUGCUACAUCUCAAUGACAAGGACAUCCUGUCUGAUGCAUCCUGGGCAAUCUCCUACCUUUCAGAUGGCAACAAUGAUCGCAUCGAUGUUGUGGCCAAAACUGGCAUCAUCCCUCGGAUAGUGGAGCUCAUGAGCCACAAGGAGCUCUGUGUCAUGACCCCCGCUCUCCGUUCCAUUGGGAACAUAGUGAGUGGCUCUGACCUGCACACGCAGAUGGCGAUUGACGCCGGUGUCCUCACCAUCCUACCAGACCUGAUGAGGCAUCCAAAAGCCAACGUGCAGAAGGAGGCGGCGUGGGCACUGUCAAACAUCGCCGCCGGACCUUGUAAGCAGAUCCAACAGGUCAUAACCUGCGGCCUGCUGCCUUCCCUGGUGGAACUGCUCAGGAGUGGAGACUUUAAGACUCAGAGGGAGGCAGUGUGGGCAGUGACAAACUUCACCAGUGGGGGCACCGUGGAGCAAGUGGUCCACUUGGUGCAGAGCGGAGCCUUGGAAGCGGUCAUCAACCUGCUCCAGGUCAAAGAUGCUAAAGUCAUUCUAGUCAUACUGGAAUCCAUCAACAACAUGUUCAUGGCUGCAGAGAAACUGGGAGAAACGGAGAAGCUCGGCAUGUUGGUUGAAGAACUUGGAGGACUGGAACGCAUUGAAAUGCUGCAAAACCAUAACAAUGAAAUGGUGUACCAGGCAGCACAUAACCUACUAGAGAAAUACUUCAAUGAUGGUGAAAUUGAGGCAGUCCAGGUUGAUGCGACGCAGGAUGCAUUUGAAUUCCAGACCUCGGAUGCCCAAAGAACCUUCGAGUUUUAAAGUGUUUAUGUAAAGCAAAAUAAAAUGAUUUGUCACUGCUUCUUGCCUACAUGUGAUCCUGUCUCUUGUCUAGAAAACAAGGCUAAGGCAUGCAUAUUGUCCCAAAAAGCUUGUAGAAUGAGGUCAACUGACCGUGGAUGAGCCAUCAGUGGUGUCCACUCCGAGCUCAAGAUUAAGGUUCGACACAGCAACCUAAUGUUUAACAGUUCAUGCAUAAAGUUCAGAUAUGGCCUCAGAAUUUGAAGCAAAUGAAUUCCAAAUGAAGAUUAAAGCU
This is a messenger RNA of Menidia menidia (Atlantic silverside), 1985 nucleotides long. The record is from the annotation of a GenBank genome assembly. Lineage: Eukaryota; Metazoa; Chordata; Actinopteri; Atheriniformes; Atherinopsidae.